ACUCCUACUGUACUUGUAGCCAGCUACUCCUGCUAUGUUACAAGUCAUGGAGACCUACCCUCUGGCAAAGCUCAUCUCACUCGCUUUCCUACUAGUUUUGCUUCCACCGGGCAUGGCUCUUGUGCCGUCCCUGGAAGAGCAAGCCGGAGCUCUCCUUGCCUGGAAGGACACGCUAGAGAGCAGCCCUGCUCAGCUACAAUCCUGGGGAAGGGAAAACAAUAAUUCAUGGCCGUGCAGCUGGCAUGGCAUCCAGUGCAGCAAGCAUCGAGCAAGGCACCAAGAGGUGAUCACCGGGAUCUCUAUACAGGGGCUACAGCUGAGAGGGAAGCUGGAGUCCCUCAACUUCACUGCGUUGCGUACUCUCACGAGUAUCCAACUCUCCAACAAUCAGAUAAGGGGCUCCUUUCCACCCGCUUUAGCAUCAUCUUUGCCAAACUUGAGACACCUAAUGCUUCAGGAGAAUGAACUAUCCGGUGAAAUACAUUUUGCUUGAGACACCAAUAGUGCACAGAGAUAUAACAAGCAACAACAUUUUGCUUGAUCUGGAAUUUAGAGCUUGCAUAUCUGACUUCGGUACAGCUAAAAUACUCAAUAUUGAUGGCCAAAAUAUCACAAGGCAUGCUGGGACUAAAGGCUACAUUGCCCCGGAGCUAGCAUAUACAGAGAAUGUGACGGAAAAAUGUGACGUAUACAGCUUUGGAGUACUUGUUCUGGAGGUAUUCAUGGGAAUUCAUCCAGGCGAUUUGAUCUCAUCCCUCCCGUUGACCAGCAAGAAUAAUGAUGUGUGCCUACGGGGUCUGCUGGACUCCAGGCUCGUGAUCCCUGAUGCUGAAACCGCAGGAGAAAUAUACAAAGUGCUCAGUGUUGGUGUACAGUGCUUGGAUCCUAACCCCACACGCAGACCAACGGCACUACGUGCCAGUGAAGACCUUGGGAGCAAAACAUGUGAAGAUAAUAUUGAUUAUCUGGACGCUGUUCUCACAAUUCCUCCCCAGUAGUGCCCAUGGGUAUGGAAGAUGAAUAAAUAAUUUUUUUUUGAAAAGGAGGUCAUCCCCCGGCCUCGGCAUCAGAUAGAUGCAUGCGGUCACUUUAUUAGAUCAAGUUCAACAAAACAAAAAGUCUGGUCUGCAAAGUACAGCUCACAAAAGGAGCAAAAUAAAAAAUAAAUCUAUGAUGUAAAUCAUUUUCUUUGUACCUUACAUUUGGACAUGUUUGUAUGGGAGAAAACCUUUAUUCGUUUUUUCUGUCAUGUAA
Molecule: messenger RNA, 1254 nt
Organism: Triticum aestivum (bread wheat)
Lineage: Eukaryota; Viridiplantae; Streptophyta; Magnoliopsida; Poales; Poaceae
Product: probable leucine-rich repeat receptor-like protein kinase At1g35710
Exons: 2
Coding region: 462-998 (178 amino acids)
Biological process (GO): protein phosphorylation
Molecular function (GO): ATP binding; protein kinase activity
Source: RefSeq, a predicted model, not a curated record